Molecule: messenger RNA, 992 nt
Organism: Aedes aegypti (yellow fever mosquito)
Lineage: Eukaryota; Metazoa; Arthropoda; Insecta; Diptera; Culicidae
Gene: Arpc4
Product: actin-related protein 2/3 complex subunit 4
Exons: 3
Coding region: 152-658 (168 amino acids)
Biological process (GO): actin filament polymerization; Arp2/3 complex-mediated actin nucleation
Cellular component (GO): actin cytoskeleton; Arp2/3 protein complex
Molecular function (GO): actin filament binding
Source: RefSeq, a predicted model, not a curated record
UUCACCUUUGUUCCCUAUCCCCAACUGUCAACAUGCAUGAGCUGUCGCUGUUGGUUCAGAAAAAAUAAUCAAAAACGGGGAAAAUUUUGUUAUCAGUGGGAGUGUUUUGUGACAUUUUUCGUGUAAAAUCUACCUUUAUCAGCCCCUCAGAAUGGCCGCAACGCUCAAACCGUAUUUGACGGCAGUCCGUCACACCCUGACCGCAGCGAUGUGUCUGACCAACUUUUCCUCCCAGGUCGUCGAACGGCACAACAAACCCGAGGUGGAAGUGCGGUCCAGCAAGGAACUGCUCCUGACUCCGGUGGUCAUCUCCCGAAACGAAAAGGAGCGGGUCCUGAUCGAAACCAGCGUAAACUCCGUUCGGAUCAGCAUUGCCGUCAAACAGGCCGACGAAAUCGAGAAGAUCCUCUGCCACAAGUUUACCCGGUUCAUGAUGAUGCGGGCGGAGAACUUUAUUAUUCUGCGGCGGAAACCGAUCGAGGGCUACGACAUUAGCUUCCUGAUCACGAACUUCCACACCGAACAGAUGUACAAGCACAAGCUGGUGGACUUUGUGAUCCACUUCAUGGAGGAAAUCGACAAGGAGAUCAGCGAAAUGAAACUGGCGGUCAAUGCGAGGGCUCGGAUCUGCUCCGAGGAGUUCUUGAAGCGGUUCUAAGGGGGGACAAUAUGCAUUUACUAAACGAUCGAAUCAUGGCAAUUGUGCAUUUCGUUUUUUCGGAUUUACGUUUUUUUUUGUUAAGAAAGUUUCUUUUUUAGGAUAUUUCCAAGGCGGUUUGCCGAUCUCGCAAUACCCUACCACAAAGAAAGCUAAAACGCGUAAACUACGUUGAAAUCUACGCUACACAAACUGAUGAUGUAUCUAUAUCUAAAAUCCUUUUCACACGCAAGUCUACAUUCAAGUAUUACACGUAUAAUGUUGGUUUAGAAGGAAGGUUCAAUCCGUUCGAAUACGAGCCAAAUUUAGGAACAAAGAUAAGAGUUUAAUCCAA